GUCUAAUUAAACUGGCACCACGUAAUCCUUCCUUCACUAUCCCUCCUUUAAAUCCACUAGAGCGCUGCUGUUUGCCGAACCGAUACUCCCUGCAUCCUCUAUGCAGCUAGUUCUCUCUCGGGGCAUCUGACAUGGUUUGUCGGGCACGGCAGCAGUAGUCAAACAGUAGCUUUGGAUAGGGCGCAAGCCACACGGAUCUCCUUUUUACUCAUUUUAACAGUGGCUAUUCAUAGAGAGGACCUCCAGAUUUUUGUAUACGAUUUGACCUGGGCUUCAGUGCUGUCACUGUGACCACAUAGACUUGUCACCAUGGGAAAGCAGAACAGCAAGCUCCGGCCAGAGGUAUUGCAGGACCUACGGGAGAACACAGAGUUCUCCGACCAUGAGUUGCAGGAGUGGUAUAAGGGAUUCUUAAAGGAUUGCCCUAGUGGUACACUCAAUGUUGAAGAGUUCAAGAAGAUAUAUGCUAAUUUCUUCCCAUAUGGAGAUGCCUCCAAGUUUGCAGAGCACGUCUUCCGCACCUUCGACUCCAAUGCUGAUGGAACAAUAGAUUUCCGGGAGUUCAUCAUUGCUCUUAGUGUUACAUCACGUGGGAAACUAGACCAGAAGCUGAAGUGGGCCUUCAGCAUGUACGACCUGGACGGCAAUGGCUACAUCAGCCGUGAUGAAAUGCUGGAGAUUGUUCAGGCCAUCUAUAAAAUGGUGUCCUCUGUGAUGAAGAUGCCUGAGGAUGAGUCUACACCAGAGAAGAGGACUGACAAGAUUUUCAGACAGAUGGACCUCAACAAUGAUGGUAAGCUCUCACUGGAGGAGUUCAUUAAGGGUGCCAAAAGUGACCCCUCCAUCGUGAGGCUACUUCAGUGUGACCCCAGCAGCGCCUCACAGUUCUGAGCCACAAGCAACAAGCAAACCAUGCAUGAAGGUUUUCAUCUCAUCGUUCUAAUUUGUGUUCCUGUUGAGUUUUAAGACCGCAGCAUCAGCUGAAGCGCAAUUGUUUUUAUUAAAGGACAUGCAUAUGUAAAAUGGAAAAAACACACACCUGCCAAGCCAUCUGUCCUCCGCAUGUCACUUGUAUGUUUCUCUUUCCUGAGGUCAGAGCUUAAAGUUCACCCUGUGCUCGGCGCCUCCCCCAUGGCCAGCGGUCAAUGCCAUGACACCCCAACAUCCAUCUAUAUUUGGAUUUUUGGAAGCGCAAAAAGACAACCCUUCCUUGGGAAUCGUGCAUGGACUCCCCUGCUUUAGUGUUUCAGUUAAGACCUGAUUUUGUUCCCUCCAAAUGCACAGAUCCCUCUUGAAUGUUAUAUCCAUUGUUGCUGAAUAUGCACAACCAGUAAUGAAAAAAGCAAGAGAAGCAAUGAGAAGAAAUAGCAGAAUUCUGUACACAGAUCUUCAGAAGCAGCUCUCCACAGCAGUAUUAUGUAGCUCCAGUCUGGACCCUUUCCCAAACCUGCCGCUCAAAUGGUAUGGACUACAAUGGACUGAGUUGGACACAAUGCCAGAAUUCUCUCAUGUCAACACGCUGAUGAUCUUUCCUCAGAAAAUAAGAGAAGGCUGAAGAUUGUGAUUUGUUUAUUUUUUGUACAUAUCACUUUUCUCCUUUUUAUUUUAUUUAUUUAUUUUAGCAUAUUCUGUAUUUUUAUUGUGUCAUGGAUGGUGAUAUUCAGACAGCAGUUUAGCUGCGAUCUGUAUGUAUCAGUGGAUCCAGGUUCUGGUCCAGUUUAUUCAUUCAGUUUGUUGGGGAAUGUUGACAUUACAAAUGUUUCCGUGAUAUUUGCACCAGGGAAUGCACUGCAUUGCUCUCUUAUUUCUGCAUAUCAAUCUCAGAGCUUCAAGUGACCAUAUACCAGUAUGUGAGUACGCUUGUGCAUUUGUGUACAUGUAUAUGAUUACUUCUGUUCAAUUUUUUUUUUGUGUGUGUGUGUGUGUGUGUGUGGAGGGGGGUUGUUGUCUGGGCUAAUUUUACAGUAUUAUCAAUUGCAUUGUUUAAAGUACUGUAUAUGUAGGCAUCAGUAAGUUAAUUUAAUUUCCCCACUAUGAGCAACUCUUCACACCAUUUCUGUUGGUUUUACACACCCCGAUAAUUAUGAAAUGACUGUAGCUCGAGCCAGGCUUUAAACAACACAGAUGGUACUGUACUUCACAUCUCCAGUAAAAUUGUAGUUUUACUCUUCUCCACCUUAGUUAUUUCCUACAGACACCUCACUCUGAGAGUUGCCACCAAGGGCUUACUCCACUUUUUGAAAGGGAAAAAAAAAAAAAAAAUCACGGCUUUCAUCUACAUUCCCCUUCAAACAGCUGCUUGCAGCCGCAGAACAGUACUCUCCCUUGGCAUAACUUUCUUUAGGCCCUGCAGUUCUGUAGUUGGUCCUGCCUCUUGUGUUCUGUGAUGGUGCUUUUGUUUGCACAGUUAAAGUAGUUUGUCAUCUCUUUUGUGUAGUUCUACACAUUGCUUCCAUAUUUGUACCAAGAUUUCUGAUACCUAUGUUGAGUAUCUUAUUUUUCUGUUGCAUGAAAGUCCUCAUAUGAGGAGACCACCACAGUCCCUUUUUUCCUCAAUUAAUGACAAAUAUACUUAUGUGUUUGACA
Messenger RNA from Alosa alosa (allis shad), 2586 nucleotides. It is a transcript of the gene hpca, whose product is annotated as hippocalcin. The transcript is spliced from 5 exons. The coding region runs from base 310 to 891 and encodes 193 amino acids. NCBI's taxonomy places the organism in Eukaryota, Metazoa, Chordata, Actinopteri, Clupeiformes, Clupeidae. The record is from RefSeq and is a predicted model, not a curated record. Gene Ontology annotation, molecular function: calcium ion binding.